UAUCUUUGAGUCUUGGCCUGUUUGCGUAUUGGCUUUGCUGACGUCUCUUUUAGCAGGGAUAAUCAUUUGGAUUUUGGACUCGAAAGCAAACCCGGAGCAUUUCCCGAGGACGUUUUUUAAGGGAGCUGGUGCUGGCUUCUGGUGGUCUUUUAUCACCAUGUCAACUGUUGGAUAUGGUGACCGCUGUCCUCAGUCCGUCCCAGCCAAGUUAUUCGCGAUAGUCUGGUUUCUAGUCGGACUUGUAAUUUUUGCUCUGUUCCUCGGAACUUUGACAUCAUUGCUAACUGUGACAGUGGUUAGGAUUCGCACGGAUGCAAAUAGUCUGAGCUCGUCUGGUGAUGGCAAGGUUGCAGUAGUUGCCAACUCGUCCUCACAUCAAGUGGCCGUUAAAAAAUUUCCCAACAAGCUAGCCAUCGGAUCUACUUUCCCAGAUUUAAACUCCAUGGUUGAAGCUUUGAGAAAUGGCAACAUAAGUUCAAUGUUACUUGAUAUGUACGUUCCAGUCAAGAGAAAAGAUCUCUUUAACGGCUCCUGGUUUCAUGUCUCGGACUUUCUAGAGGGUGAAAUAGCGCAUGGUAUUCUUCUACAAGGUGAAGGAGUCAGUCUUGCAAAACAAUUGAAAAAUGUGAUGGAAGUGAACAACGUAGAGGCAGAAUUCUUAAAACAGGAUGACGAGGCUACAGAGCAAUCUGAAGAGGAAGAGACUGAGUCUACAUCAGUCGUGUUCUUUGAACCCAGCAGUCCUUACUUCCUGAACACGAUGGUGGUCAGUGUUGGACUCCUAUUACUCGCUGUUACGUGUGGUUUGUUUUACCAGGCCUUUUGUUAUAGGUCAUGCUGUAAAAGAAAAAGCAAAGGAACCUGCAGAUGUAAAAUCAUGAAGCAGGACAUCUCUGAAUCAUUGGAAAUAUUUCAUCAUAGUUUUUCUCAAACAUAUCAUCGACUGCGCGAAAGACAAAUACGACUACUCCAACUUGGGAUGAAAAGAAAACGGGCCGAUUCCAAGGAAUCGAACACGAUAUAUGACGACGACAUAAUUCUUGCAAGAAUGUAUUAAAUUUGGAGUAAGGAAGUCUCGCUACUUCAAGCAUAUGAGCGUGGAACAUAAAUGUAUGACUGUGCAAAACAGCAUCAGGUCCAAAAGAGAUCUAAUUCCAAAUCGACCUGGAAAGAGUGGACAAGAGGAUCCAGCUCGUGGAAUGUCCAUACUAAAUCCCAUUUAUUUAUUUAUUUAUUUAUCCAAAAGGCUCCUUCUGCCUGAGCUUAUCCCAGCUUCUGUAGCAUAUAAAAGCGACUAGGAGUAUUUAUAUAUCCUCUGGAUGAGGUGCCAGUCUAUCGCCAGUGACCAUCCUCCCAACGCAUUUUCUCAGGAUUUUCCUUAUAGUUCGCUAGCUUGUUCAAAUCUUGGGUGAAAAGAGGCUCUAAGUGUGUUGAUUGGCUUGCCUCAAACACAAAGCAAACAAUAACUAGUGAUCGGACUUCCAUAUAGACCAAAAUUCUAAAAAAGGUGAGCACUAAGUCAACGCAUCUCACACUAAUUUUGGUUAAUUCGAUGAGAGGUAGUCUUAAUUAUUUACAUCAUGUGGAUAUGACCGAAAACGCGUUCGUAAGAACAUAUUUUAGUCCUGUUGAGUUUAUUCAUGCAGAGAUAAGUAAAAUCACGAACAUCACGUAAGAGUAAACGUCUUUAAGCAUUAAAUGUGUCAAGAUUACAAAAUUGUUAGAUUGAAACAUAUUUAAAAUACAAAGUAGAAAAAUUGCGUUCUGUUUAACAAAUAGAGAAGCCAUGACUAUGCUCUGUUCUGUUAUAAAGCACGCAGGAAGCGGCUAGAGCACGAAAGAAACACGAGACGCCUGGUAUGUUUACAAACCUUUGUUUGGUUCUCCUGUUGCUACUUGCCGGCUCGCUUGUUCCGAAAUUUCACUUUCAAUUAUCGAAAAAAAGCUAGAAAGAAGUCUCGGAAAAGGUCGAACAUAGUACAAUUUGGCAGGUGGCGUGACAGCUUUAGCUCAGCUCUAUGCUCUGUACUCUCAUAGAGAACACUCUUUCAACCAAUGACAGCGCGCGUUAUAUCCGAGCUUUAUUAUAAUAAAAAU
Molecule: messenger RNA, 2097 nt
Organism: Pocillopora verrucosa
Lineage: Eukaryota; Metazoa; Cnidaria; Anthozoa; Scleractinia; Pocilloporidae
Biological process (GO): potassium ion transmembrane transport
Cellular component (GO): voltage-gated potassium channel complex; membrane
Molecular function (GO): protein binding; ligand-gated monoatomic ion channel activity; delayed rectifier potassium channel activity
Source: RefSeq, a predicted model, not a curated record